Argiope bruennichi is the source of this 1534-nucleotide messenger RNA. RefSeq lists its product as uncharacterized. The coding region runs from base 218 to 595 and encodes 125 amino acids. The record is from RefSeq and is a predicted model, not a curated record. Gene Ontology annotation, cellular component: membrane. NCBI's taxonomy places the organism in Eukaryota, Metazoa, Arthropoda, Arachnida, Araneae, Araneidae. The transcript is spliced from 4 exons.
AUGAGACGCCGUGUUCCAAAAGCUUCGUGGUUUUUCUGCUGUUGAUAUUGUUGUUUUGUUUCACGCUGGCAUAUCAUCUUAUGCUCGAGAUUAUAAUAUCAAGCCAUGGAGUAAUCGAAAAAAAAGCCUGAAAAUAUUGAUUUUGACGCUAUAAGAAUAAAAGCUGAGAUUAUAAGACUGACUGAAGAUAUAUAACAAGAAUUAAUAUUUGGGCAACAUGAUGAUUGAUUGGUUGCUGAUUGGAUACGGCGUGCUUGGUGGAAUUGCAGCCAUCAUACUGCCCAAGUGCAUCUUGUGCUGCAUCGGCUUCACAUGCUGCGGCGUCAGGAAACAUUCUGCUGCUUCGUUUUCACACAGCAGUAUUGGCGACGUUGAGAGGGGAAGUUGUUUCGCCAUGUGCCAAAGUGUAGGAGCUUCCGGCUUCCCGUGCUGCAUCAACUUCAUGCUUUUCGUUCUGGGAUUUACCACGACAGUCUUCUUGAUCUAUAUGGAAUCUUCUGGUGGCUUCAGUCCUGAUUCUGGAAAUUUCACUACAGAUGGAAACGUUACAAUGAUGUAUUCAACACAUCUACUUCAAACUACUCCUCUUGCGUGAAUGGUUUGGUGAAUACUAUGCAUGAUGAACAUGAAGUGUAGAAUUCAACAUGAAUGCUGUUCAGUAUUCUCCGUGACUAUUCAUUUGAUGUGUUUUGCUGCUGAAGUGUUUUGUUAUAUUCAGUGUUUUUUCUGUCUCUACUAGACUACCAGCUAAUGGGACUCACUCACUACAACUCACUUGUUAUUUGAGAUUAGUCAGUUACAUUUUUUUUUUCGUAUUUUCGAAUAACGUGAUAGACGUGCGAAUGUUAUGCUGUUCAUGAUGAGCAUGAAGAGUUGAACUCAGCAUGAAUCCUGUUCAAUAUCUUCCAUAGUUAUUCAUUUGGUGUAUUUUGAUACUGAAGUGUUUUGUAAUUUAUAUUCAGUGCUUAUCUGUCUCUAACAGAAUACCGACUAAUUGGAAUUACCUGUUAUAUGAGAUUAGUCAGUUGCAAACAUUUUUUUUUUUUUUCAUAUUUUCGUAUAACAUAGUAAACGUGCGAGUAGCAUAGUAUCACUUUAAAAGUGAAGAUAUAAUUUGUCGCUGCAUGUUAUUUGCAGAAGCCACCGAUUACUUUUUCUAAAUGGAAUCAAUUUUUGUUGCUGCGUGACACCCGCCGAGUAAUUCAUUUCGAGAUCCCAUUUGCCUCUAUAUGAAUCCGCUGUAACCUGUCGUACUUAAAAGUCAGAUUUUUUAAAAAAUUAAUUAUUAAUUUAUGAUAGAAUGUUAAUAUGAUUUGUUGUGGCAUAAAAUAACAAAAAUCACUUUAUAAAGUUGUUCUAUAUAAAAUAUUUAUCGAGUGCAAGAGAUAUUCAUUGUAUACUAAUUUUCUGCAAAAUUUUAAAUGACCCGUUUGAUUGUCCUGAAAUGCAAAGCUGUUUUCGCUUUUCUAUUCCGGGUAAAACUUGGAGAGGCAUAAGAUGAUUUCGGAAUAUAUUUGCUAAAUCUGAAAAAUUU